UCUUCUCUUCUGUAACCACUCUCUUCGACAACCAAGGACGAUAGACUACCUUUCGCACUAGCCAUGCCUCCCAAGUUCGAUCCCAAUGAGGUGAAGAUCAUCCACCUGCGUGUGACUGGUGGUGAGGUCGGCGCUCAGUCCGCUCUGGCCCCCAAGAUCGGUCCCCUCGGUCUGUCUCCCAAGAAGAUUGGUGAAGACAUCGCCAAGAACACUGGCGACUGGAAGGGUCUCCGUGUCACCGUCCGCCUGACCAUCCAGAACCGUCAGGCCGCCGUCUCCGUUGUUCCCUCCGCUUCUUCCCUCGUCAUCAAGGCCCUUAAGGAGCCUCCCCGUGACCGCAAGAAGGAGAAGAACAUCAAGCACUCCAAGUCCAUCCCCAUGGACGAGAUCAUCGAGAUUGCCCGCAUCAUGCGCACUCGCUCGAUGGCCAAGGAGCUGCGCGGUGGUGUCCUUGAGAUUCUCGGUACUGCUUUCUCCGUCGGCUGCCAGGUCGAUGGCCGCAGCCCCAAGGAUGUCUCCGAUGACGUUAAGUCUGGCGAGAUUGACAUUCCCGAGGAAUAAAUUAUUCUCUCUUGAAUGCUCAAAAAAGAGGUGGCCUAUCUGAUUUCUAUGGCGUGCUCUCUUAAUGUUGAGAUGCUAGUUGCAGAAUACGAAUGGUUUCUCAAACCAACAAAAUAUUCAUGAGUCAUGACCUAUGAUACCUUUUUCUAAUUCGCGAGUGUCCAAUUGGAACAAAUUGACCAGCUCGCUGCUUGUUCUUUUAUCUCGUUCCUUUCCGGUUGUAUUCCUCCUUUCUCCUUUCUCUCCCAAACUCCUCUCGUGAUCCUCCCGUCUUCUCCUAUGGCGAUGAGAAUAAUGGAAGGCUAUGCCCGGCGCAGCCGACAGUCCGUCCUUUGGAUGGAACCCCCACAACACUCUGGCCCUUACUGUUCUUUCCCUACGGGGAUUGAUCAUAUCAAAACGUGGUAUAGGCUUAUUUUAAGUGGGGAAGAGAAAACCAGUCCCAUUACUCAUCGCGGUAUCCUUGGAGCUUGUCUUCGUGGGUACAGUGAUCCAUAUUUCGGGUCUACAUCUCUUGCAGAUGAGAACUAUUUUUGUCUCUCGUAGGCUGUAGUCUAGCUAGCUUGAAUCAACC
This is a messenger RNA of Penicillium samsonianum, 1135 nucleotides long. RefSeq names its product 60S ribosomal protein uL11. Gene Ontology annotation, biological process: translation. NCBI's taxonomy places the organism in Eukaryota, Fungi, Ascomycota, Eurotiomycetes, Eurotiales, Aspergillaceae. The record is from RefSeq and is a predicted model, not a curated record. Gene Ontology annotation, cellular component: cytosolic large ribosomal subunit; ribosome. Gene Ontology annotation, molecular function: structural constituent of ribosome; large ribosomal subunit rRNA binding. The transcript has 4 exons. The coding region runs from base 64 to 561 and encodes 165 amino acids.